Trichoplusia ni (cabbage looper) is the source of this 644-nucleotide messenger RNA. RefSeq names its product cuticle protein 8-like. The record is from RefSeq and is a predicted model, not a curated record. Lineage: Eukaryota; Metazoa; Arthropoda; Insecta; Lepidoptera; Noctuidae. The coding region runs from base 1 to 477 and encodes 158 amino acids. The transcript has 5 exons. Gene Ontology annotation, cellular component: extracellular matrix.
AUGCGGACAUUUUUGGUGCUAGCAUGCGUGAGCGCCGCUGUGGCGGUGGCAGUACCUGUUGAAUAUGGCGGCUACAGUUUUGCGCACGCGCCGAUCGCCGUCCAUGCCCCUGUAGUGCACGCCGCGCCCGUCGUACACGCUGCGCCGGUAGUCCACGCUGUACAUGCUGAGCCUAUUGCCUAUCCAAAGUACGCGUUCAACUACGGCGUGAAGGACCCUCACACGGGCGACAUUAAAUCACAACAAGAAGAGCGUGAUGGUGAUGUCGUUAAAGGAAGCUAUUCUCUAGUGGAACCGGACGGCUCAACCCGGACCGUUGCGUACUCCGCAGACGAUCACACCGGCUUCAACGCGGUCGUGCACAAAACCGGACACGCCGUCCAUCCGCAACAAGUAGCGGUCGCGCACGCAGCACCAGUAGCCCACUACGCUCCAGCCCCCAUCGCUGUGGCAUCCUACGGCGGCUACUUACACUAAACCACCACGGACUUAUAGCCCUUUGCAAGAGCGACACUUAGCUCCGUAUGGUUCUAUUUGAAUCUACAUUUCAUUAAAAAAUGACACAGAAAAUCCUAAAGACGUCAUUUAGCUGAUCGUCGUCCUUGCGUCGGACUAUUAAUCUUUUAAUCAUAACGAAACAAAUA